AGAGGGAGAUGGGGAGUUCAAUCAAGAAUAACAACAGCCAUAACCAUGGCCACAGCCACAGUCAGAGAGGGAAUAAGCCGUAUGCGUUGGUGCUACUGUUAGCGUUCGGGGCGGCGAUUCUAGGAAUCAUGGUGCUUCACAAGCUCAGAGAGAAACGUAUAUUUACUCUUCUUGUUAAGGAGAAAGAUCAUGAGCUCCUCACCCUUCACCUUCUCUACCAGAGAGAGAAAGAGUUCAAUGAAGAAGCUCGAAAGAAAGUAGAAGAGAUGAAGAACAAAGUCUAUUCCCUAAGAACCCAGAAGUUGGAACUGGAUAGAAGGGUGUCAGAAAUGGAGUCAACAAUUUCAUCUCUCAACGACGAAAGGAAGGUGAUAGAGUUGACAGUUGAGGAGAAAAAGAACAACAUUCAACUUCUAACAGCAGGGAUUGAUUCAGAUGCCCCUCAAGUUACUGCUUUGAAAGACAUUAUAAAGAUGAAAAAUGCAGAAAUUGAAGAUCUGAAACUCCAGCUAGAACAACAAGAUGACAGUGAAUAUGAUGACAACCGGGAUUAUUCAGAAUUUAGCAGUGAUGAUUACUCUUUUAGCGAGUUGAAUGAUGUGAAAGAUGGUGGAGUUGAUUUGAAGAAACAGUAUUCUGGAAAUGAAACAGCAGAUUUUCAAGUUGAAGAACAGGAGGAACAGAAAUUGCAGGAGAAUGAAGCAGAGAUGAAGAUGGGAAACCCAGAUGAAUCAUCAUCAUCUGUGACUGGGUUUGGAAUUGGAUCGAGAGUUAGAAGGAGACAUUCAAAGGGGAAGAGGAAAGAGAUAUUAAGAAACAGGGGAUUGGGUGAUGAAGAACAGCAUAAGUUUGAGAUAAAUCAAGCUGAUAAAACAGAGUUAUCUGAGGUUAUUAAGAAACUAAAUGAAACAACAGAGACUGGAAAUGAUGGGCAAUCCAGAAAGGAAGGAGAUCAGUUGCCAAAACUAAAUCAAACAGGGUAUGAUGAAAAGAUGCAUAGCAUUGAUGCUAAGAAUCAUGAGACCGGAUUGAUUACAAUGUAGUUGUAUCGUUUUGGCUUUCAUGUAUGUCAAUGCAUAACUUUGUUUAUCAAUAUUAAUAAUUAUUAUGUA
Molecule: messenger RNA, 1112 nt
Organism: Spinacia oleracea (spinach)
Lineage: Eukaryota; Viridiplantae; Streptophyta; Magnoliopsida; Caryophyllales; Amaranthaceae
Exons: 2
Coding region: 9-1043 (344 amino acids)
Source: RefSeq, a predicted model, not a curated record